Messenger RNA from Emiliania huxleyi CCMP1516, 444 nucleotides. RefSeq lists its product as hypothetical. The transcript has 2 exons. Lineage: Eukaryota; Haptophyta; Isochrysidales; Noelaerhabdaceae. The coding region runs from base 1 to 444 and encodes 147 amino acids. The record is from RefSeq and is a predicted model, not a curated record.
AUGGAGCUGACGCAGUCCGCCAGCGCCGGCGACACCGUGAUUGUCGUCAAUUGCUACGUCGUCGGUCUCCAGGUGGGUAGUAUCAUCACCCUGAAUGAGGCCACCUACGAGGUGGCCGCCCGCGCAAUGCCCUCCGGCAGGCGCCGCCUCGCCGCGAAACUGCCAAUCACGCUGGCUACACCACUGACCGGUGACGCAACUUCUGGCGCUUCGGCCAAGGCCAGUUACCCGUCGUGCUUGCCGCCACCCUCGUGCCGGGCGCCACCCUGGUCGAGGUUCUGCUCGCCGCCACCGUCGUGCUUGUCGGGUUCCUUUUGCCCUGUCGGCAGCGUCUUGCACGAAGACCCCGAGCCCGACCAGAUCGCCGCUUCCCUCGGCUCGAUCUUCUCCGAGGGGGCACUCAUUGUUCUGAUAGCAUCGACGGUCCGUGGCAUCGUGGGAUAA